This is a messenger RNA of Chelonus insularis, 676 nucleotides long. RefSeq names its product dihydrofolate reductase (gene Dhfr). Gene Ontology annotation, biological process: dihydrofolate metabolic process; folic acid metabolic process; glycine biosynthetic process. Gene Ontology annotation, cellular component: mitochondrion. The transcript is spliced from 5 exons. Gene Ontology annotation, molecular function: NADP binding; dihydrofolate reductase activity. NCBI's taxonomy places the organism in Eukaryota, Metazoa, Arthropoda, Insecta, Hymenoptera, Braconidae. The record is from RefSeq and is a predicted model, not a curated record. The coding region runs from base 61 to 609 and encodes 182 amino acids.
AUUCAUACUAGUUUGUACAUUUAGAGUUUUCAAUUUUGUCUGUAAAGAAUUAUUAAAAAGAUGCAAUUAAAAUUAAAUUUAAUCGCUGCAGCUUGUGACAACAUGGGAAUUGGAAUAAAUGGACGAUUACCGUGGAAACUAAAGAGUGAAAUGGCAUUUUUUACAGAAAACACAACUAAAACUAAAGAUAUGUAUAAACAAAAUGCUGUUAUUAUGGGUCGAAAGACUUGGGAGUGCAUUCCAAACAAAUACAAACCACUCAAAGACAGAAUUAAUAUUGUUUUAACUAGUCAAAAUCUAGAUCUAGGAGAUGAGGCUAUUGUUUGCAAAAGUCUUUCGGCAGCUUUAGAUAUUAUUUGUCAGCCUAAAUUACAAGAAAAAGUAGAAAAUAUUUGGAUAAUCGGUGGACAUAGUGUCUACAAAGAAGCCAUGGAGUCACCUUAUUUUUAUCGAUUAUAUUUAACUAAAGUGAAAGGAAUAUUUGAAUGUGAUACGUUUUUUCCAUCUAUUCCACAUAAUUUUGAAGUUGUCGAUGAUCCUAACAUUCCUAAAGGUAUACAAGAAGAAGAUGGGAUUGAAUAUGAAUUUAAAGUGUAUAAAAAAGUUUAAAUAUUUUUUAUAAGAUUUUGAAAUUUAAACUUUUAAUGAUAAUAACUAAUAAAAAGAUUUAUUUUUA